Molecule: messenger RNA, 1569 nt
Organism: Talpa occidentalis (Iberian mole)
Lineage: Eukaryota; Metazoa; Chordata; Mammalia; Eulipotyphla; Talpidae
Gene: MRFAP1
Product: Morf4 family associated protein 1
Exons: 2
Coding region: 175-558 (127 amino acids)
Source: RefSeq, a predicted model, not a curated record
GCGCGGCCUCCAUUUUGUUCGCCGCUGCUCUGCCCGCGAGUCGCCUCUCGCCGCGGCCUCCCGACGCGAAAAGUUUCCAAGCGGCGAAAGUUUCCUCGCGGGCCCCGGCCGCGGUCGCUCGCCGCGCGGUGCCCCUGUCCCCCGCAGGCGUCGAGAGCGCGGAGCGGCGGCGCCAUGCGGCCCCUGGACGUGGCGGAGCCGGCGGAGCCCGAGGAGGUGGAGGUGCUGGAGCCCGAGGAGGACUUCGAGCAGUUCCUGCUGCCCGUCAUCCACGAGAUGCGCGAGGACAUCGCGGCGCUCACGCGCGAGCACGGCCGCGCCUACAUGCGCAACCGCAGCAAGCUGUGGGAGAUGGACAACAUGCUGGUCCAGAUCCAGACGCAGGUGGAGGCCUCGGAGGAGAGCGCGCUCAACCACCUGCAGGGCGCGGGCGACGGCGCCGAGGCGCGGCCCCCCACGCGCGGCGACCAGGCGGAGGAGAAGGCGCAGGAGCUCGCGAAGAUGGCCGAGAUGCUGGUGCAGCUGGUGCGGCGGAUAGAGAGGAGCGAGUCGGCGUGAGGCGGCGGCGGUUAGCGGCCAGUGGGCUCCGGGCACUGGCGGAGAUUGGCUGAUACCCUGGAAGCUGAAACCAGAGAGCCUGUUGUUUUCUCUCUUUCUGUCUGUCUUCUUUUUCCUUCUGUCCACACCGCCCUCACUGACACUACGUUUCUGCUACAGUCUGUGGUUGAUGACCUCAAUAUGCGUUUUGACUGUUAAGUGUUUUUGUUUGGAGAGGUAACUUACUCGGAAGACGCGCUCACGUAGGAGAAUGAGUCCUGGAUUGUAAACGCCUGCAGCGGUCACAUUUGUUCCUGGGCUUUGAUUAUUUCUAAAUUUUGAGGUGCUUUGUUUUUUUGUGUGACCUGAUAGCUCCCUGGAACUUUGGGUCUGUGUGUGACACGUGGGACUCGCAGUUGGGGUCCUCCCGCUCUGGAGGUGCUGAAGGAGCUGCGUUACUUCUAGAAGCUGACUCCGUGCAGUGGCAGCUCAGGCUGAAGAAGGGACCAGCCUUCAGCUGGGGGUGAGACCGGAGCUGACCUGGCUGGAGGACUGGCGGAGCAGGAGGACUAGAAGAUGGUGUCGCGUGCAUCUUGGGACUUUCAUUUCUCUGUGAGACCAAAGGAGGAGAGAUGUGUUUUGUUCAAAAUUUAAUCUCAUGUGACACACUAUCCGAUGUAAACUUGUAUGGUCGUUUCAUUUGGACAACUUACACAGAACCUAGAGUGGGAGGCCAGAGCCUGAUGUUGCGUACACGCUGGUGCAUACCCUGAUGCAUCUCGGGUCAUCUGAUGGGGGAGAUUCGCAGACAUCCUCGAGGGUCUGGGAAGGAAAGCAGGGACUGUUCGCGCUGGACCCUCAAGCUGGCAGGGACCGCGUAGCUAAAGGUUCGUAAGUUGUCCGACUCUGAGUUCAUUUGAGUAGCAGACCUGACAAGUAUUUGAGGUCAAAACCCAACCAUGUGUAAAAAGCAAAUUACCAUGUUAAUAAAAGUAUUCAUUUGCUUGGAAAAAUGAGUUGAAAAGUUAUUGA